Geodia barretti is the source of this 303-nucleotide messenger RNA. The record is from the annotation of a GenBank genome assembly. Lineage: Eukaryota; Metazoa; Porifera; Demospongiae; Tetractinellida; Geodiidae.
AUGAUCGACAGACAUCCCUCCGUGGCUCCGGUGCAUCCCGGAGAACUCCUGCGCGAGGACGUUCUCCCGGCGCUUUCCACAGCGGCAGCGGUGGCCGAGGCCCUGAAGAUAUCCCGACAGGCGCUUUACGACAUUCUGAAUGAGAAGCAGCCCGUCACCGCUGAGAUAGCCGUUCGCUUCGGCAAGCUGUUCGGCAACGGCCCCGGCUUCUGGGUCAAUCUGCAACGUGCAUACGAUUUGGCGAUUGCGCAGCAGUCCGUGGACGUGUCCGAGAUACCGACUCUUGAAGUGUGUCCGGGGUAG